Messenger RNA from Teleopsis dalmanni, 1254 nucleotides. RefSeq lists its product as uncharacterized. Lineage: Eukaryota; Metazoa; Arthropoda; Insecta; Diptera; Diopsidae. The transcript has a single exon. The coding region runs from base 1 to 1254 and encodes 417 amino acids. The record is from RefSeq and is a predicted model, not a curated record.
AUGUCAGAAAUAACAUUAGUUACUGAUUGUAUUAGUGAGGUCCAUUUAAUCCUUAAAAACGCAAAGAAAUCAUCAAAUAGAGGCUAUACGACAGCCACUAUAACAGAAAAAAUCAAGCGUCUAGACUAUAUUCAUAGUAAAGUUAGUGCUAUAUACAAAACAGUAGAAAUAGAAAAGAUUAACACCUUGAUAGAGACUUUUGUCGAUAAAUACAAUUCAGCAAAAAAUUAUCUAUCCAAAAUGAAUAACCAGAACAACGUUGACCAUACAAAUACACCAAAUACUAAUAAUACAAAUACAAUUACCCCAAAUACUACAAUGACUAAUCAACCAUUAAAUACUGAAGCUUUGGAAAAAUACCUUCCAAUAUUCACUGGAAAAGUGUCUGAGCUAAACGGAUUCAUAUUUAGGUUAAAAGACAGUUACAAUAAAUUACGGGAAGCAGAUAAAAGCUAUUUUAUCGAAUACAUAGUUGAAUGCAAACUACAGCACAACGUACGUAUUAGAGUUAGUCCCAUUGGUUUUCCACAAUCUAUUAAAGAACUCAUUGAUAAUCUAAGAGAAAAUUUUGUAUCAGAAGAUACAGUCCCUAAACUCUUACAAAAACUAAAUGACACAAAACAAGGUAAUUCAAAUAUAAAAGACUAUGGUGAUAAAAUGUCUGAUAUUUUAUCAAAACUCAACAAUGCGUCGUUGCUAAAGAGAAACUACGACAAAUGCUCACCAGAGGGUAUAGCAAUUGUCCAAUGUAAUGAUGAUAACGCAUUGUUAGCGUACAAAAAAGGUUUAAACCAUUUAUAUUUCCAAACUGUGCAAGCUGCACAACCGACAAGCUUCAAUAAGGCUAGGCUAUUUGCAGAGAAUAUGGAUAUACCUACUCAGCAACAACAUUUAUUAGCCUAUAACUUAACAUUUAAUAGAUUUCCUAAUUACCGACAUCCCGGUAACAAUAAUUCAAAUCGAAGGAAUUACCAUACUAAUGGUAAUCGAUAUAACGGAAAUAAAGGAAAUUUUAAUAACGGAAAUAUUAGUAAUACACACUCAAACUGGAAUGGAAACCUUAGAUAUCAAAAUACUAGAAACCAAAGCAAUUACAAUGCAAACGCGAACCGUGCAAACAACAACCGGUACAAUAAUGGAAGCGCAUCAAAUAAUCGCAAUAUACCAAAUAGGCGUGUGCGUAUAACUAACGCUCAGGAAAACUACGAGCAACCAGAGAUGGAAUUGGAGAACCAUCCACUGGUUCGAAAUUAA